Messenger RNA from Grus americana (Whooping crane), 803 nucleotides. RefSeq names its product fatty acid binding protein 7 (gene FABP7). The coding region runs from base 86 to 484 and encodes 132 amino acids. Gene Ontology annotation, cellular component: cytosol; nucleus. The record is from RefSeq and is a predicted model, not a curated record. Gene Ontology annotation, molecular function: fatty acid binding. Lineage: Eukaryota; Metazoa; Chordata; Aves; Gruiformes; Gruidae. Gene Ontology annotation, biological process: fatty acid transport. The transcript is spliced from 4 exons.
CGGCUUUAAAUGUGGGGCGGCGCGGUGGUAGCGGCGCUCUCCGCUAUCCUCCGGCACCGCUAUCGGUAACCCGCAGCCGGCCGCCAUGGUCGAGGCUUUCUGCGCCACUUGGAAGCUGGUGGACAGCCACAACUUCGAUGAGUACAUGAAGGCGCUGGGAGUGGGGUUUGCAACACGGCAGGUGGGGAAUGUGACUAAACCCACUGUGAUUAUCAGCACUGAGGGGGACAAAGUAGUGAUCAGGACUCAAAGCACUUUCAAAAACACAGAAAUCAGCUUUAAACUUGGAGAUGAAUUUGAUGAAACUACCCCCGAUGAUAGAAACUGCAAAUCAGUUGUGACCCUGGAUGGAGACAAGCUAGUGCACAUACAGAAGUGGGAUGGCAAAGAGACAAACUUUGUGAGAGAAAUAAAGGAUGGCAAAAUGGUAAUGACUCUCACCUUUGGUGAUGUGGUUGCUGUUCGCCACUAUGAGAAAGCGUAGACUUUACCUGACCUCUGUCCAGAUGUUACUUCUGCUGGAUGGAUUAAUGUACUGUCCAUAACUGAACGUAGCUAAAAUGAAUGUUUCUGGCAUGAAAGGUUAAUAAAGAGUUUUGGGGGGGGUGGUGGUGGUGUUUUUUAAAAAAAACAACAACACUUUACGCCAUCAAAUUGGCAAGCUUGUGCUGUAUAGUGAAACAGGUUAAACUUGGCAUUAAAUUUCUGAAACAUUUGCCUUUUUUUUUUUUUUACAGUAAAUGGAACAUAUUUGAAUUGUUGUGGAAUGCAGAUUAAACAGAAAUUAAAAAGUUUUUUAAACC